Messenger RNA from Aspergillus uvarum CBS 121591, 1173 nucleotides. RefSeq lists its product as uncharacterized. The record is from RefSeq and is a predicted model, not a curated record. Lineage: Eukaryota; Fungi; Ascomycota; Eurotiomycetes; Eurotiales; Aspergillaceae. The transcript has 3 exons. The coding region runs from base 1 to 1173 and encodes 390 amino acids.
AUGGCAAGAAAGGCCGAAUCCCCUGUCCGGCCGCCUGGCAGUCCCAGACAUGACGAGGCUGACAAGCAGGCUGGCGGGUGUGAUUCGGCCAACAGUGAACCCAUCCCUGCUGGGCGAGUGCGCGGCCCUCGCGACUUGAGAUUGAAAUUUUUUGGAUUUGGUGAGCAACAUACGUGGGACUCUAGGCUUCGAGCCAGAGUAAGCGCUCUGAGUCAUGUCGCAUUCCAGGGCGCCUUACAGGCGGCGUAUCUUUGUUUCAUGGUUAGGCUGCCUGAGAGUGUCAUGGACACCGAAUACCUCAUUCUGUUCGACAACUCUCCGAGCCCGGCGCAUCCUGAUCGAAAGCAAUCCGUGAUGGACCAAUGCAUCAUUCUCUAUAUUCAACAGUCCUGGGCGAAGCUUUUGUCGCUACUAGACCCCCGUUGCGAACCACUUUUCCUGUCGACGUCAGUCGCUCCCCUGCAGGAUCUGGAGUCCUACCUGAUGCGCCCGCGUCUUUGCUUACAGUUGAUCCCGCAGAAGAACGAUACGAUAAUAUUAAAAGCCUGCCCUGUCCCAGCGCCCUUGGCGCGUUCAGAGGUUGAUUGGGAUGCAGUGGAAGUUGAGAUGCGAGAUUCCCCUGUCUUCAAACUCUCGGAAGUCCCAGCGGUUCCGCGACGUCGAGCGAGAUAUUUCUAUGCUACGGAAGAUGGAACAGUGCAACGAAGGAGGACGCUCGCUCCGGGUGCUCAAGCUGGAGGAAUCAUCGGCAUCGGCACUCAGUAUGCCGGUAUACUGAUGACUUACAUACCGUCCCCCGUUUCCCUGCUUUACCUUAUCACGGCCGGCAAUGACGGUGAGGUAAGCAUCGCCGAGCGCCAGAAGUGGUAUGAUCAAAUAGCCGACGUGGUUCAUACUCUUCAUCGGCACGGGCUCUUUUGGGUGGAUGUCAAAGCAGCGAAUGUUGCGAUCGACGGUGUCCAUCGCGAGGCGUGGCUCGUGGACUUCGAAGGGACGGCAACUGUGGGCUGGGUGGACUAUAGCAUAUCAGGAACGAAAGCUGAGGACUUGCAAGGAUUGAGCAAGAUGCGCGAGUUCUUGGAAUUGUCGAGCACUAGGCCACGGCGAACGGGGAGACGACGAGGACUGGCCCGGAUAGCAAAGCGAUCCCGAAAUCAGGUCGCUCUAAGAUAG